AUGGAGGGACCAGACACUUUCGUACAACUGCCGCUGGCCAUUGACCCCAACACCAAGGGCGUCUCUUCAAACUCAUCAUCAGGCGCACUCCGAGCCGAAUUGGACGCCCUCAACGCACUCCAUCGUUCGUUCCUCGCAGACCUAGAAGGACCUCUGGGCAUUCCGCCACCGCCAGUCCCCGUCAACCCCAAACGAUCAGCACAAAUCACCAAACUCAAGGAAUCCGGCAAUGCCUCCUUCAAGAAGGGUGCUUACCCCGACGCCGUCCGCAUGUACGGCCUCGCCAUCGAUAUGGCCAUCAAGCGUCCUGUCUGGGAGCCAGCAGGUCUUGUGCGCGAGGAGCUGAGUCAACUGUACAACAACCGCGCCCAAGCAUACAUGGUCCAACAGAUGUGGCCCGAGGCUGCCCUUGAUGCCUUCUGUAGCACCGAACUCAAGAAGGUGGCCAACACAAAGGGAUGGUGGAGACGCACUGUUGCUCUCAAGGAGCAGGGCCGUCUCGACGAGGCUCUGGACGUUGUCAAAGAGGCUGUCGACUUCGAGUCUGCUGGUCCGGAC
This is a messenger RNA of Aureobasidium namibiae CBS 147.97, 558 nucleotides long. Its product is annotated as tetratricopeptide repeat domain-containing protein. The record is from RefSeq and is a predicted model, not a curated record. NCBI's taxonomy places the organism in Eukaryota, Fungi, Ascomycota, Dothideomycetes, Dothideales, Saccotheciaceae. The transcript has a single exon. The annotation marks the transcript as partial. Gene Ontology annotation, molecular function: protein binding.